GAGGCGGGCGGGGAGGGCCGGGAGUGUCUGGCCAUGAUGACAGAACGUGUCCCCCCCCUCCCGCCACCUGCCCGGGCUUGCCUGGACAUGCUGGGACUUGCCUGGCAGUGAGGUCACCCCUGUCUGUGCGCUCACACUGCCCGGAGAUAGGAAGCUGGAUUGCUAUUUUUACUCGGGGUGCUGGGUCUGAGCCCGGGGUGCCCACGGGGGUGACCAAAGGGACUGAGUGUGGCCCCCCAGCCCCCCUGCUGGCACACUGGGUUGGUGACAUGCCUGGUAAUAGGAUCGCUGAAUCUUUAAGGCUGGAAAAUUCACCUUUUUGCAGAGACCUCCAAGGUCCUCGAGUCCAAAAUCUGACUGAUCCUCACCCUGUCAGCUAGACCAGAGCUCUGGGUGCUACAUUCAGUUGUUUCUUGCACAUUUCAAGGGUGGAAUGUGGGGAAGACAGUGUGGCCCUGGCAAUCCAAAGGGGCUGCAGGUGCUGAGUUUGGGGAGAAAUCUUCCCUGCAGGAGGCUGAGAAGUCGCUUCUUGGGGAAGUUUGGGGAUGGGGAGGAUCUUUUGUGGCCUGGCUUUGAGAGUCCCAGAUUAGGUGGGAAAUGGGAGCUGUGAAUCUUCCUUUUUAAAACUGAUUUAAUGAGUGUGGCUGUUGCAGUGAGGGCAAGCCUUAGCUCUGAAAACUCAAAUCCCAGAGUGGUGCUGCCUCUUAUCAGCUGGACUCGAUGAUCUUGUAGGUGUUUUCCAACCUAAACAAUUCUGAUUCUGUGUCGACGUUCCUCAUAAGUGGGGUGUAGUGAGGGGUCCAUUAUCCCCACAUGUGUGUCAGGGGAAGUUCUGCUCGGAUGAAAAGGCUUUGUCACUUUCUGGGAAGGUCAAGGCUUUUGGCACCGAUUUGAAAAAAAACAAACAAGGUCUUGUUUCUGGUUACCCAACAGCUCCUUGCCGAUAAGGAGGGUGGUUAACAAAGUGGUCAAGCUUGUGGCAUGUUCUUGCAGCUGCUUGAAGGUUUCCUUACAACCGGGUUUGAGUUCUUGAGAUGAAGAAACUGGCCAGAAAAACAUCCUGUUGCUUCACUUGCCCGUGUGCCAACUUGCCCUUGCCUGCGUGGAGGUGGGGAUGAGCAGGCUGGGGACCAGGGGAGCAUCAUCCAGCUGUGGCUCUGAGGCUGGCACCCCGAGGGCUGUUGUGGGUGGAGCAGUGAGGUGCUGGAUGCUCUGACCUGGCAGGGGGAGCAGGGAAUGUUGAAUCUGCACCUUCCCCACCUCCUGUCUCGCGCUGGGCUGUGUCUGACCUCAGCCCUGCUCAAGCCUUUGCUAAAAUCUCCAGAAUCAGAAUCCGGAUGUGUCAGUCCCCUCUGGGCUGCCUCAGUGCAGACCCAGCCCAGCUUGUCCUGCCUUGCUUUGCCCUGUGUUUGCUCCUCUCACCGUAACUCGCUCUGCUUUCCCCGCAGCCGCCACGAUGCCGCUGUCCCAGAGCAGGGCUGGGCAGAGCCCCUGCAGCAGCAAAGCCUGCAGGAACCUCUUUGGCCCCGUGGACCACGAGCAGCUCCAGCAGGACUUUGAGGACAAGAUGAAGCAGCAGCUGGAAGAAGCUCAGCAGCGCUGGAACUUCAACUUUGAGACAGAGACUCCCCUGGAAGGGCCCUUCAAGUGGGAGAGGAUGCUGGUGGCUGAGCAGGCACCCCAAGAAGUUCACAGCCUGGUCAGGGCUGUCAUCAGCAGUGACAGCAGGAGCUCCCUGGCCCACAGGGUGCCCCCCAAGGAGCGUGGUGUUGGCAGGAUUUGCCCCGAGGAGGCUCAGCAGAGCUCGAAGGUUUGCAGGGCUGGUUCCCUGCAGGGCUUGAAACGUGGGCAGACCACGAUCAAAGACUUCUACAGUGCCAAGAGGAGGAUCGUCCCUGCCCGGCCCCAGCCGUGACCCGCUGCCACCCGGAGCGUGGCUCCCCACCCUGAGCUGUGCUGUAGCCAUGUAGAUCUGUAGUUCCCUAUUUAUGACUUGCUCUGGGGUCCUGAGGGACCUUCACUGUGUGCAAUGUAGAGGAGGAGCCCCACGGUGGGGCUGGAGGAGGACUGAGAUGGACCUGGUGGGAUGAAGGAGCUGCCCUGCCUGUGCCCUGUGCCUGUGGGUCCAAGCACCGUCCUUGUGCUGUCCUGCCGUCCUGCCGUGGUCUGUCCCCUGCCUAGGGGCCGGUCCUGGGGGACACUUGUGUCCCAACCACCUGGUGGCACCAGAUAUCUUUAAGAAAUGUCACCGGUGUGGGUUGUGGAGCCCUGGCACAGGGGGUGCCCUCUGUCCCCGCAGGAUGGGCUGAGCAUUGUCCGUGUGUGGGAGCAGAGUGAGGAGGAGGCUGCUCCUUCCCAGGCUGGGCAGAGGGAGCUGUUCCCUGCACAAACCUUCCCUGGGAGCAGCCAUGGGGACCAACGGGAGGCUUUGGGACCCCCUGCACUCUGCUGGCCCCAGAUCCCACCUCCUCACCCUGCUGUUGGCUUGCUGAGUGAUGCUGCUUGCCCCCGUGCCCCUGCCUGCCCCAACACUGGCGCCAGGCUGGGCAGCCCCUGCUCUGCCUCUGCUGGGCUCCUCUAGGAAGAAGAGGAGUUCUACUAUUUCAGCAUCAGCAGCAGGGAUGAUGCUGAAAUAAGGAAUUGUAGCUUGUUCUCCUGGACUCUUUCUCCUUUGGGGCUGGUGGGGAGAGGACCCUCACUGGCUCUGCUCUGGGACCAAGGAUGGCCUGGGGUAGAGGCUGCUCAGUUCCAGCACUGAAGGAUGAGUCCCUGAGGGACUCAACACUGUCAGAUCUUGGCACUUUCAUGGAGUUCAUCUGCUGCUCUGCUGGAUUUGGACUCUGGAAACUGGUGCAAGAUGGUCCCAGGAAGAAGAGGGACAGGGUUGAUCUCCUACCUUGCACCACCAUGCACUUUGCUGUGGGUGAAGCUGCCAAGCUCCCAGCACUAAAUGUUUAUUUAUAUUUAAAAUAAUCCUAUGAAGUUAUGUGGGGAGAGGGGUAAUACCUGUUUUUCUGUAAGUGUUAACUCUGAAUAAACACUUUUGCCUGAAUAAA
Messenger RNA from Melospiza melodia melodia, 3056 nucleotides. It is a transcript of the gene CDKN1A, whose product is annotated as cyclin dependent kinase inhibitor 1A. The record is from RefSeq and is a predicted model, not a curated record. Gene Ontology annotation, cellular component: cyclin-dependent protein kinase holoenzyme complex; nucleus. Gene Ontology annotation, biological process: regulation of G1/S transition of mitotic cell cycle; signal transduction by p53 class mediator; negative regulation of cyclin-dependent protein serine/threonine kinase activity. The coding region runs from base 1457 to 1915 and encodes 152 amino acids. NCBI's taxonomy places the organism in Eukaryota, Metazoa, Chordata, Aves, Passeriformes, Passerellidae. Gene Ontology annotation, molecular function: cyclin-dependent protein serine/threonine kinase inhibitor activity. The transcript is spliced from 2 exons.